AUGGCCAGCGCCGAGACCAACAAGCCGAAGAGCUGGUCAGACCGCGAGCUGCUCGUCUACAUCCUCAGUGUCAUUGAGCACUCGAAAGUCACGAUCAACUACGCGAACGCUCCCGCACCUGCUGGGCGUAACAGCUCCGGCUGCGCUCAGAAGAUGGGUAAGCUCAAGAAGGCGCUCAGGAAGGAGAUCGAUGCAGUCAAGAACGGCGGUCUAGCUGGUGAUGCCAAGGCCAAGGGCAAGCGCAAGGCUGACUUCGAAGAGGGCGAGGUGGAGGAGAAGGCCAGGAAGCGCGGUCGGGCUAGGAAAAUUGCCGAGGCUGAGUCUGAGGAGGUUGCUGAGGUGUCUGAGGAGGAGGUGGAAGUCUGA
This is a messenger RNA of Ascochyta rabiei, 366 nucleotides long. RefSeq lists its product as uncharacterized. NCBI's taxonomy places the organism in Eukaryota, Fungi, Ascomycota, Dothideomycetes, Pleosporales, Didymellaceae. The coding region runs from base 1 to 366 and encodes 121 amino acids. The record is from RefSeq and is a predicted model, not a curated record. The transcript has 3 exons.